GCCGAGGGGGAGCGAUGUCUGCGACGCACCGGAAGCGGCUCCGAGGAAGGCCUGUGGGAGUCUCGGAGACGUGUCUGUCUGUGAGGCGCUGGGUGCACUUCCCCAGGGCUCUGGGCUAGGAAGGCAGCGGCGAGGUGCCUCCCCACGUACCCUUCGCGGGCCCAGCCGAGCAGCGUGGGGCGAAGGCGGCGGCGAAGGCCCGGGCUGGGAGCGUUGGCAGCCGGAGUCCCAGCCAUGGCCGAGUCUGUGGAGCGGCUGCAGCAGCGGGUCCAGGAGCUGGAGCGGGAACUUGCCCAGGAGAGGAGUCUGCAGGUCCCGAGGAGCGGCGACGGAGGGGGCGGCCGGGUCCGCAUCGAGAAGAUGAGCUCAGAGGUGGUGGAUUCGAAUCCCUACAGCCGCUUGAUGGCAUUGAAACGAAUGGGAAUUGUAAGCGACUAUGAGAAAAUCCGUACCUUUGCCGUAGCAAUAGUAGGUGUUGGUGGAGUAGGUAGUGUGACUGCUGAAAUGCUGACAAGAUGUGGCAUUGGUAAGUUGCUACUCUUUGAUUAUGACAAGGUGGAACUAGCCAAUAUGAAUAGACUUUUCUUCCAGCCUCAUCAAGCGGGAUUAAGUAAAGUUCAAGCAGCAGAACAUACUCUGAGGAACAUUAAUCCUGAUGUUCUUUUUGAAGUACACAACUAUAAUAUAACCACAGUGGAAAACUUUCAACAUUUCAUGGAUAGAAUAAGUAAUGGUGGGUUAGAAGAAGGAAAACCUGUUGAUCUAGUUCUUAGCUGUGUGGACAAUUUUGAAGCUCGAAUGACAAUAAAUACAGCUUGUAAUGAACUUGGACAAACAUGGAUGGAAUCUGGGGUCAGUGAAAAUGCAGUUUCAGGGCAUAUACAGCUCAUAAUUCCUGGAGAAUCUGCUUGUUUUGCGUGUGCUCCACCACUUGUAGUUGCUGCAAAUAUUGAUGAAAAGAGUCUGAAACGAGAAGGUGUUUGUGCAGCCAGUCUUCCUACCACUAUGGGUGUGGUUGCUGGGAUCUUAGUACAAAAUGUGUUAAAGUUUCUGUUAAAUUUUGGUACUGUUAGUUUUUACCUUGGAUACAAUGCAAUGCAGGAUUUUUUUCCUACUAUGUCCAUGAAGCCAAAUCCUCAGUGUGAUGACAGAAAUUGCAGGAAGCAGCAGGAAGAAUAUAAGAAAAAGGUAGCAGCACUGCCUAAACAAGAGGUUAUACAAGAAAAGGAAGAGAUAAUCCAUGAAGAUAAUGAAUGGGGUAUUGAGCUGGUAUCUGAGGUUUCAGAAGAGGAACUGAAAAAUUCUUCAGGUCCAGUUCCAGACUUACCUGAAGGAAUUACAGUGGCAUACACAAUUCCAAAAAAGCAAGAAGAUUCUGUCACUGAGGUAACAGUGGAAGAUUCUGGUGAAAGCUUGGAAGACCUCAUGGCCAAGAUGAAGAAUAUGUAGAUAAUGGACUGGGAUAUAUUUUAUUUCUCAUGUUAAAGCCUCUUCCCUUGAAAUUAAAAAAAAAAAUUUAACUGAUAAAACUUAGGGCAACAUUAAUUAAUGUAUAUUCUUACCUGAAUUGUUAUACUUUUUGAAAAUCCUGUGACUUGCCUGUUUCUCCCCGCUCCAACGAAAUCAUUAAUUUUCCUAAAAUGUGUUUCAUUCUAGUAAGAAAACCUCAAAGGAUAUUGUAGAAUAUAAAUCUUACUUGAAAACAUAGCUGUUGAAAUGUUUUGGCCUUUUGGAGUGGGGGAAGGACAAAUCUGAUCCUGUAAUCUUUUUCUUUCCAGUAAUCGCUUGUGUCUGUUGCAUGAGGACAUGGACAAUAAAGUAGUAUAUGAUCCUCAGAUACAGGGAGAAGGACAAGGCAUACGGCUUAUUGAUUAGAGCUGGCAAGCAUCUGCUCAUUAUGUUUGGAAUUGCUUUCUAUAAGAAAAUUGCCCACUAAUACUAACUUGAUCAACAAUGAAUUAAAAUAGUUAACCUAUGAAAUAACAUCCUCUUAAAUGUUUGCUGAUGAAAUACAAGUUGAAAUGUAGUUAUUGGAAAAGUCUGUAACCUGCGGAUUAUAUAUAUUCAAAGUGAGACAAAGGCAAAUAAAAAGCAGCUAUCUUCAUGAAUAGACAAA
Messenger RNA from Pongo pygmaeus (Bornean orangutan), 2116 nucleotides. RefSeq names its product ubiquitin like modifier activating enzyme 5 (gene UBA5). Gene Ontology annotation, biological process: protein ufmylation. The record is from RefSeq and is a predicted model, not a curated record. Lineage: Eukaryota; Metazoa; Chordata; Mammalia; Primates; Hominidae. Gene Ontology annotation, molecular function: UFM1 activating enzyme activity. Gene Ontology annotation, cellular component: cytosol; cytoplasm. The transcript is spliced from 12 exons. Bases 235 to 1449 code for a protein of 404 amino acids.